Molecule: messenger RNA, 1035 nt
Organism: Mugil cephalus (flathead mullet)
Lineage: Eukaryota; Metazoa; Chordata; Actinopteri; Mugiliformes; Mugilidae
Gene: gstt2
Product: glutathione S-transferase theta 2
Exons: 5
Coding region: 308-994 (228 amino acids)
Biological process (GO): glutathione metabolic process
Cellular component (GO): cytoplasm
Molecular function (GO): glutathione transferase activity
Source: RefSeq, a predicted model, not a curated record
AGAGAUAGAUAACUCGGUUAUCUCAGUUAUACGUCUAUACUUUUUACCAGAAUUAUUUCUGUUUCUUGCUUCACUGAGCGUGUGACGAAUGAAAUCAUCUUAUCUUAUCUUAACCUUAAAGUCAUCAGAAUCUGAAUGGACUUUGGUGCAGGUGCAGUGCGCGGAGCGGCCUGCGGGGGCGGACUAGAGCAGCUAGAGCCGUGAACACAGCGGAAAAACACGGGCCGAGCUCCGCAGCUGUUUUUACCGGAUCGUUUAUUCUUUAGUUUAUUUCACGGGUUUAACGGAGGCAAACGGUUCCGUCGCCAUGGCAACGCGUCAGCUGGUGGAGGUUUACCUGGACCUCCUGUCGCAGCCCUGCAGGGCGGUGCACAUCCUGCUGAACUCCUGCAAGAUACCGCACCGGGUCCGGACCGUGGCUCUGAGGAGAGGAGAGAACAGGACUCCAGAGUUCACCAAGUUAAACCCGAUGCAGAAAGUUCCUGUUAUGGUGGAAAACGACUUCGUCCUCACAGAGAGUGACGCCAUCUUGAAGUACCUGUGCACCAGGUACGAUGUCCCGGAGCACUGGUAUCCACGGCAACCAGAGCGACGGGCCAGAGUGGACGAGUACACGGCCUGGCACCACACACACACACGCCCCCACGCUGCUGCAGUGUUUAUACUGGAGGUCCUGGUUCCGGCUCAGACCGGUUCUGCAGUGGAUCGGGGGCGUCUGGUCCGGGCUCUGUCUGAGCUGGAUGAGACUCUGGAGAAGCUGGAGUCCAUGUUCCUGAGGAGGCGCCCGUUCCUGUGCGGCGAUGACAUCACGCUGGCCGACCUGCUGGCAGCGUGCGAGCUCACGCAGCCUCUGGGGGGGGACAGGGACGUCCUGAAGAACCGUCCUCAGCUGCAGAGGUGGAGGAGUCGGGUCCAAGCGGCCGUGGGCGAAUCCUUCGACCGAGCUCACGCCGUCCUGUUCGCUCUCAGGGACCGACGCCGCGCCAGGCUGUGAGGGGCGGGGCCAGGCUGUGAGGGGCGGGGUCAGGCUGUGAG